AUGACGGCAUCUUCUACAACGCACGCGUCUAGAGAGCAGCAGACAGAAGAUGAGUUUCCCGAAGAUGAUCCUGACAUAUCUACCGUACCGUUUGUCGAGCAGCGCGCGUUUGGCCGGGGUCUGUGGAAGAAUCCCAUUCAAUUCGUCUCGUCUACUCCUGAGACACAGCCAACAGCUGCAUCGACAAAUGGCAAGACCAUGGCAGAGAAGUAUCUCGCCAUCAUGUUUCCCAACGGCCAGUCACAACCAGAGCCCGAUGCAUAUCCUCGGUGCGGUAUAUGUGGCGAGCCUGUCAAGGAGUCAGAUCAGCGCAUUCACUAUCUGAGUCCUGCACAUCAAGCUGUUCUCCCCCGCGCACCUAUCCCCUCGGCCAUAGACCGAACGAGGAUGGGGCUCAAGUACAUGGAGAAGCACGGCUUUGACGUAGAUGCGAGAAAAGGUCUGGGAUCAAGUGGUCAGGGCAUGUUGUUCCCGCUCGUCCCCAAGGAGAAGCGCGACAAGUUUGGUUUGGGCAUAGACAAGAAAGAGCAUGUGAAGCAGAAGGCGCUGGGCGGUGCUAGUCGCGCGGAUGUCAGUCAGGGUAGACUUGAUGCCGGCAAGGUCAGGAAACUUGCGCAGGUCGAGAAGAAGAAGCACGAGAAACUGCAGACGAUGUUUUACGGUAAUGAUGAGGUGGAAAAGUACCUAGGGCAGCUGGGCGGUUGA
Bipolaris zeicola 26-R-13 is the source of this 705-nucleotide messenger RNA. RefSeq lists its product as uncharacterized. Gene Ontology annotation, molecular function: nucleic acid binding. The transcript has a single exon. NCBI's taxonomy places the organism in Eukaryota, Fungi, Ascomycota, Dothideomycetes, Pleosporales, Pleosporaceae. Bases 1 to 705 code for a protein of 234 amino acids. The record is from RefSeq and is a predicted model, not a curated record.